This is a messenger RNA of Exophiala aquamarina CBS 119918, 309 nucleotides long. RefSeq lists its product as uncharacterized. The record is from RefSeq and is a predicted model, not a curated record. The transcript has 2 exons. The coding region runs from base 1 to 309 and encodes 102 amino acids. NCBI's taxonomy places the organism in Eukaryota, Fungi, Ascomycota, Eurotiomycetes, Chaetothyriales, Herpotrichiellaceae.
AUGCUUGUUGCCCCAGCUGCUCCUAUUGUCCGCAAACCAGAGCUAGACAGAUAUUCGGUUGUGAGGCACGAGCCUUUUGACGGGCAGCUGUUAGAUCAGUUCCGCAAGACUCAGUUACAUCUCUCAUUCACGGAGUACGAGAGGGCCGUCGACUUCGGUGUACGAGGUGGCAGAGACAACGUGCUCCACUUCGUCGAGGCUCUUGUUACAGUGACGGACCCCGGGGAGAAGGUCGCUGACUUGGACGUACUGAAGGCCCUGGAGAACGAGAAGCUUCUUCGCCGCUUGAGCAUAAAUGGCCGAGAUUAA